Messenger RNA from Trichomonas vaginalis G3, 5256 nucleotides. Its product is annotated as Second domain of FERM family. The record is from RefSeq and is a predicted model, not a curated record. The transcript has a single exon. NCBI's taxonomy places the organism in Eukaryota, Parabasalia, Trichomonadida, Trichomonadidae. The coding region runs from base 1 to 5256 and encodes 1751 amino acids.
AUGCAGGAGCUUACAGUCAUUGUUGAUUUUCCUUACGGCCAAGUAGAAAAGAAAGAAGUCACAGUACCUGCAUUUUCCACAGUUGGUUCAAUUUAUUCUCAUGCUAAGCUUUUAUUCCCAGAAAUGGAUAAUAUUGGCGAGCACAACAUUUGCAUUGAACUUAUUGAUGGUACAUUUACAUAUGCAGAUUUAGACAAACCAAUUAAAAACUUUCAGAUUCCAGAAAAGCCACGCGUUGAGCUUGUUCCAUUAACAUUUGACUUAACAUUCAAUUUCCCAGGUACAGAACGCAAAAAAGAUGACACACGCAAAGAGGUCCCAUCUAUCAAGAGAGAUCCAAUCACACUUACCAUUAAUCUUAAAGAUUCAAUUCGUACAAUCAAAGAAAGGAUUUCAAAAGAAAUCAAUUCAAUUUCUCCCGAUGCCUUUGUCGUUGAACACAACGGAACCGUUCUUUUCGAUGCUUUACCAAUCCCAGAACAAGUAUCUGGUGCAAAGAGCUUCGAAAUCUACGCCGACGAUACAGAUAAGAAGAUUGACUUCUUAGAUUUGUAUCUUCGUGGUCCAGUUUACCUUCCUUUCUCAGAUGCAGUUUCUCUUUCAGCAUAUCUCCUCCAAGCGUCUGUCGGUCCAUCCCGUGCUUACAAAGGAGCCAUCUCAGACCUCGCUAAAUAUUUACCACGGCGUUUCCAGUCUGUUAACGGCGCAGCUGUAGAUUUGCAUCUUGAGUGGACUUUCCUUAACUCAGUCAGCAGAUUCCAAGCAGAGAAGGAGUUCGUAACAAAGGUUCAAGCGCUUCCACUUUUCAACUGCCAAUCAUUCACAGCCGCCAAAUUACCAAAUGACACAAAUCCAAGGCUUCCUGACAAUUUCGAGCUCAUCUAUACAGAACGCCGUAUAUUCGUUCUCGACUACAUCAAGUUCAAGACACGUCUUUCUAUUAAUUACGACGAUGUUCUCUCAAUUCAGAGAGACAACACUACGAUUAAACUUACAUACUCAAUUGAUGGCGAGAAUGUUGAGGAAGUUCGCUUUACUUCCAGAACAUGCCGCUCAAUUGUCAGAAAGACAGUUUCCUGCAUUAAUGGCACAGAUUCUCUUGAAGAGACACAAUUCACAUUCCGCACCAAGGAAGACAUUCUCCAGCAGAAGCAGACAAUCCGUCCACCAAUUUUCUGCGAAGAUUACGUUUGGGAUUUCAUCACAAAAGACGAAACAAUCACAGACUUAACGAACGCUAACUUAAUGCACGCUCUUCUUAUCCGUGCUGACAGUUGCGCAUGGCACUUGUCCGUUCUUCUUGAAAAAGUCAACGCAAAUACAGCAAAAGUCCUCAAAGACGAAAUUACUGCUUACCACAGCCGCUUAAUAGGCUAUCUUAAAUACCUUACAUACGACCAUCGUCCUUACGAUAACGCUUAUAAGAUUGGCUGGCUCUUAUCUUCACUCGACAGCAAGUACGAUGAAGCUAAGGCCAUCAUUAAAGACGUUCUUACCAAUUUGGCUCUCGUUCGCCAGUCUUUCGUUCCAAUUUCGAAAGAUCCAAUUUAUGUCACAUCUCGUAACGUCAUUUCCUUCAUUCUCUCCCAUCUUAUUUCAUGCAUGGAACUUCCUUAUGCUACGGAAGAACGCCGAGUCGAAGCUUUCCAAGAGAUUGUCAAAUUAUUCCUUGAAAACGGCCUUGAACUCAAAGAUCUCAUUUCCAAGUACUUGUUCUCUGUCGGCGAUGUCGAACUUAAGACAAAGAUGCAGCAGCGCUUAGAUUAUCUCUUCAGACAUCACUUAUUAUCUGUAAAUCUCUUCCCACUCAUCACAGAAAGCUCCCAAUUCCACGAUAUCGAUCCAUCUGUCAUCUUACAUCAAGAUUCUAUGAACAACAUGAUGACAGCGAUGGUCGAAUUCUCACGUGUCCUCUGGGAAGACAGAAAGAAGCUUCCAGACGACCAUCUCAAGGAGUUCUUGUCUGCAGCUGCCGACAUCUGCAAGAUGAUCCUCAAUCCAGACAACCAGAACUCAACACUCAUCCAUACAUUGAUCGAAUUCAACAAACUCGUUGCAUUCAACUUGCCAGGACUUUUCAACGAGCACAGAACACUGUUUACAAUGAUCAAUCCAGCAAUUACUAUUCUCAGGGAUUCAUACAGCAGAGUACAGAAUUUCUCUUCAUCUGUUGUUGUCAGCGACCUCUUGACAAUUGCUGUUAUUUUGGUCAUUGACCAACCAUCAGUUUUGGCUAAAGAAUGUGCACAAUUAUUCCAACUUUUGGAAGGAUCAUUGCACCACGUCUACAACCAAUACGCAAACGAUGUUGGGUUGUUCGAAUUAGAUCCAACAGAAGCAAGGAAUGACAGCUUCUCCGCUCUCAAGUGCUAUGUCCAGGACAACAUCAAUUUCGAGGUUGACGAAUGCACUGUUGGCGAAUUGUUGUUGAACAUGGGACCAGGACUUGCAUUGUCAUGGCUCAUCCACCGCCCUGUCAGCGAGUUCUGCCAGAUCUUCCUCAAGCUCUACAACCUCUAUCAUUGGUUUGUUCAUGCAACAAUCCACCGCGUACUCUACGAUGCAUCGAACUCUGAAGAAAUCACUCUUUCAGACAAAUCCAAGGAAAUCAUCAAUAAAUUGUCAGUUCACGAAGCAUCAUACUUUGCUUAUUCACUGACAUUGGAAGAGGAUUUAGAGCUUGCACACGAUGUCACAGCUGAUCUCGAGAAUUCUCCAAUGCAAGUCAUUCUUGAAGCCGCAUGCAAGAGUGAUACAACAUUACCAAACUGGAAAGAACUCUUUGGAAAACCACAGUUCAUUUCAAUCAUGGUUAAUGCAGGAGCUCUUCAGUUAUCAUUGACAUUGAACUCCAUUUUAGUUGCACAGAACACAGAUACAAUGAGAUUCCUUCUUCAGUUCCCAUUCGCUUUUGUUUCUCUUCAACAUUCCGUUGACAUUUUGCACAAUUUAGUUGGAACUCCUGGCUCUUUCGAUUCUCCAAGAAUCUACAUGAGAUCAAACAUCGCUAUUUCUCUCAUCAAGAACGAAGUCAAAGUUCUUUGUUCUACAACAGUUCCAGGAAACAAGUUGAUCUCCGCAGUCAAUGAUGCAUCAAAGAUCCUUCAUUCCAUCGGAAACAUGUAUCAUGAUUUCGAUCUCAGUCCAUUGACACCAUUAGUCAAAUUCCCAAUCACACAGCAGAUCAACUCAAAGGCUGUUGCUGAUUGCAGAACAGACAUGGCAUCAAUCAUGGGCGAUUACCGCAUUUCCAAGAACGAUUUCAUCGAAGCUGUAUCACGCAAGGACGAACAAUUAACAUUGUCAACACUUGCACGUAUCCACAAAUCAGCACAAGAAGCAGCUGAACUCAUUAACUACAUCGAACCAGAUAACAAACUCUCAGAAGAUGUCCAGAAAUCAUUUGACAGAUUCAUCAACAACGUAUCAAGAAUCUGGACAUACAGAUUGACAGCAUUACACAUCAGAGACGAACUUGAGAAUUUGGACAACAGCAUUGACAAGAUUGUUGAUGAAGUUGCAACAAAGAUGUAUGAACCAGCAACACAAGAAAAACUUCAGAAGACAAUCAAAGAUUUCGAUAACAUCAAACUCAAUCCAACAGAGCGUGAUGAAUUCGCUAAGAAGAUUGUUUCUUCAAUCAAGAAGUUGGCAGACAAGACACAAAAAGACGACGAAAUCAUUGAAAUUCUUUACGAAAUGUUGAUGCUCCUUAAAGACAACAAACUUUACGAACUUAGAGAGACAGCUAUGACUCUUGAUGACGCUGCUGACGAGUUCACAAAGAUUUUCGAGCAGUCUAAGUACGCAACAAUGGUUGCUUCAUGCGAAGAAUCAGUUGACAGAAUCAAGUUCAUCGACACCAUUUUUGUUUGGUUCUUGAAUGAUUUGGAGUUGUUAGUUAAACAAAUCAAAUCCGAUGCAUACAACAAGAAUGCAGGUGAUGGCCUUGAAAUCCUCGUUAGGAACAUCGAUUCAUCAUUUGUUCCUGACAUCACAAACCUCGAAAUCAUCAACCAAAACGUUUCAGAAGCUUCAACAAUCUUGUCAUAUCCUGUCAUGUUGAAACUCACAGAAAAGUGCCAAAUUGCAGCACAAAACUUAACCACAAUUUCUAAGUCAUACAACACAUUGACAGAGACAAUAUUGAAGAACACAGCCUUCAGCGGAAACUCGCUUAUCUACAAGGACGCAGUUCUCCAAAUCAUCACAAACAUCUACAAGGAGUUUACAAUCCAAGGAUGGUCAAGUGACGAAUUUGACUCAAUUUGCCAGACAAUUUCAGAUCCACUUUUGUCAGAUUAUUCCUCCGACAAGAUGAGUAAGUCACUUUUGCGCAUCCGUCGAUUCCUUCGUACAAUCCGUAUGCACAAACCAAAUGCACAUCCAAGAUACGUCGCUGAGACAGAGCACAUCUUGAACGAGCUUGAAAGAACACUCCUCGAAAGCUUCAACCAGCAGCAGAACAAGAUCAACGUCAAGGUCAACAACACAGUCCAGAUCAUCAAGAACUACUCGAGCACAUUAGUCAAAGCACCGAACGGCCAGAUCAAGAACUUUGUUGUUCGAUUGAUCAACAACUUGUCUAUGGAUGUUUCCACAUUCCGAACAUUCGAAGCUGAUACUCUUCAGCGCGGCAUCAACAAGUUGUACGACAGUCUUCGCAAGUCCACAUCAAAGGCAGACCACAUCAAUGCAUUGAUCCAUUGGCUUGAGAGCAUUGAGCGUGGAAUUUUGCCUGUUGAUGUUGAUGAAUUGCUUGAGAUCUUGAAGCAGAUUUCCAGCAAACUGAAGCGAUCCGAAGAAAGCUUGUUCGAUAUCACCGAUUCACAGAUGAUUAACAUUGCAAUUGGAUUGUCAGACGCAUUGGCAAUGCUUGCAAAGAUCAGAAUCUCAUUGAACUUGAUCAAAUCACACCAUAAGUUAGCUCCAAUCAGAGACCAGUUACACGCAUUCAUUGUCCAGAUCAUGAGGUCUCUUGAAGCAUAUGCCGAUGAAAUCCACACAUUCCACAUCGAGUCACACCCAGUUUUAGGAAUCAUCGAAACUGCACCUGUUAUGUGCGAAAAGAUCGAACUCCUCAUCGAAUCCGGAUUCACAUUGGCUGCUUCUGUGUCUCGCCAUGCUUCUGAGUCCAUCGAAGCAAUCAAGGUCUUUGUCGAUAAAUGCCCAGAAGAUUUCCGCCCAAUCAUUGAGAAGGAAUCAUUAGAACCAAUUAGAUUAUUAGAAGAGUUUUCAAAAGAAACACAGAUUUAA